Molecule: messenger RNA, 1808 nt
Organism: Mastomys coucha (southern multimammate mouse)
Lineage: Eukaryota; Metazoa; Chordata; Mammalia; Rodentia; Muridae
Gene: Nfe2
Product: nuclear factor, erythroid 2
Exons: 3
Coding region: 436-1557 (373 amino acids)
Biological process (GO): regulation of transcription by RNA polymerase II
Cellular component (GO): nucleus
Molecular function (GO): DNA-binding transcription factor activity, RNA polymerase II-specific; RNA polymerase II cis-regulatory region sequence-specific DNA binding
Source: RefSeq, a predicted model, not a curated record
CGGGGGCGGGGUGCAGCCGAAACCACACCGGGCUCAAGUUUCCUCUCUUGGCCAGAAGGGGCAGGAGGAGAGGAGGGCCACGGGGAAAGGGAAAGGUUGGAGGAAGCACUGCUAACUCCGACCGAGGGCUUCGGAGAGACCGCCGGUGCUCCCGUUUCUACCGGGGCCAACCGGUGCUCGGGCUCAGCCAUGGCCCGGGGGCGGGGCUCGGCCCUCAGUAGUACUCAGAGGCAGUGCUCAGCGCACAGGAGGUGUCAACUCUGACCCAGCCUCUCAGGGACACUACCCGCAGCCUCAUCUCUCUCCUCGCUGGGCUUGGAAUCCGCCACAGGUGCCUGAAAGGCGAGUCUGGAGGGACGCCUCAAUGGGCUCUGGGGAGGUUUUGGGAACCCUUUGUGCUUGGGGAGACCUGGGGCUAUCAGCUGGCACAGUAGGAUGCCCCCGUGUCCUCCUCAGCAGAACAGGAACAGGUUAUCACAGCUGCCUAUUGGGGAGCUUGGAGAGAUGGAACUGACUUGGCAAGAGAUCAUGUCCAUUACUGAGCUGCAGGGUCUAAAUGUUUCAAGUGAGCCAUCUUUUGAGCCCCAAGCACCCACCCCAUACCCUGGGCCACUGCCACCUCCAACAUACUGCCCCUGUUCUAUUCAUCCAGAUGCAGGCUUCUCUCUUCCCCCACCCUCUUAUGAGCUCCCAGCAUCCACUCCCCAUGUCCCAGACCUCCCUUACUCCUAUGGCAACAUAGCUAUACCAGUGUCAAAGCCACUUACCCUUUCAGGCCUGCUCAAUGAGCCUCUCCCAGACCCCUUAGCUCUCCUGGACAUUGGGCUGCCAGUGGGGCAACCCAAGCCCCAAGAAGAUCCAGAAUCUGACUCAGGAUUAUCUCUCAACUACAGUGAUGCAGAAUCUCUUGAGCUAGAGGGUGCAGAGGCUGGCAGGCGGAGGAGCGAGUAUGUGGACAUGUACCCGAUGGAGUACCCUUACUCACUUAUGCCCAAUUCUUUGGCCCACCCCAACUAUACUCUUCCACCCACUGAGACACCCUUGGCCUUAGAGUCAUCUUCCGGUCCAGUGCGGGCUAAGCCUACUGUCCGUGGGGAGGCAGGGAGUCGGGAUGAGCGGCGAGCCCUGGCCAUGAAGAUUCCUUUCCCUACGGACAAGAUAGUUAACUUGCCGGUAGAUGACUUUAAUGAGUUGUUGGCACAGUAUCCAUUAACAGAGAGCCAGCUGGCUCUAGUUCGGGACAUCCGUCGACGGGGCAAGAACAAGGUGGCAGCCCAGAACUGUCGCAAGAGAAAACUGGAAACCAUUGUGCAGUUGGAGCGGGAGCUGGAGCGGCUGGGCAGUGAAAGGGAGCGGCUUCUCAGAGCCAGAGGGGAGGCUGACCGCACUCUGGAGGUCAUGCGCCAACAGCUGGCAGAGCUGUACCAUGAUAUUUUCCAGCAUCUUCGAGAUGAAUCUGGCAACAGUUACUCACCGGAGGAAUAUGUACUGCAACAGGCUGCUGAUGGGGCCAUCUUUCUGGUACCCCGUGGGACCAAAAUGGAGGCCACAGAUUGAGCUGGCCUAGAGGGGGUAGACACUGGUGCUAGGGACUCCCCUUACUCCCUUCUGAUAAAGGUACUUCCCAAUCCCAGAGCAAGGCUCUGAGUUUUCCAGACCAAAAGAGGGCAGAUGCAACCUUAGCAUUUGGAAGUUCCAAGGUGUAUUUGGCCAGGUGUUGCCUGGAGGCCAGGUGUUGCCUCUAGGGUCCCCACCUCCACCUCUUUCUUGUCCAAGCUUUGGUCCAUAAAGAGCUGUGUGGAAAUAGC